Aethalodelphis obliquidens (Pacific white-sided dolphin) is the source of this 1286-nucleotide messenger RNA. It is a transcript of the gene PEX10, whose product is annotated as peroxisomal biogenesis factor 10. Gene Ontology annotation, molecular function: zinc ion binding. The record is from RefSeq and is a predicted model, not a curated record. Bases 93 to 1070 code for a protein of 325 amino acids. The transcript is spliced from 6 exons. Lineage: Eukaryota; Metazoa; Chordata; Mammalia; Artiodactyla; Delphinidae. Gene Ontology annotation, biological process: protein import into peroxisome matrix. Gene Ontology annotation, cellular component: peroxisomal membrane.
CCGCUUUCCCGCAGCCGCAGGUCAUCAAGAUCUCCCCGGUCACCGCGAUCUCCCCGGUCUCCACGGUCCCCGCGGUCCCGCAACCCUAGGCCAUGGCCCCCGCGGCCGCCAGCCCCCCGGAGGUAGUCCGCGCGGCUCAGAAGGACGACUACUACCGCGGCGGGCUGCGGAGCGCGGCGGGCGGCACCCUGCACAGCCUCGCGGGUGCGAAGAAGUGGCUGGAGUGGAGGAGAGAGAUUGAGCUGGUGUCGGAUGUCGCCUACUUUGGCCUCACUACACUGGCAGGCUACCAGACCCUCGGGGAGGAGUACGUCAGCAUCCUGCAGGUGGACCCGACCCAGGGCCGAGUGCCCUCGAGGUUGCGCCGCGGGAUACUGGUGGCGCUGCACACCGUCCUGCCCUACCUGCUGGACAAGGCCCUGCUCCACCUGGAGCACGAGCUGCAGGCCGAUGGUGACGGCGCCUGGCCCUCACGGGGCAGCCUGGCCCCCGGUGCCCGUGGCCAGUCAGGGACAAGACGCUGGAUGCGCCGGUGCACGGCCGCCCUGACGGAGCAGCAGCAGGGGACGCUCCUGCGGGCUGUGUUGGUGUUCAGGCAGGGCCUCGGGUGCCUCCAGCGUCUCCACGUCGCCUGGUUCUACAUCCAUGGCGCCUUCUACCACCUGGCCAAGAGGUUCACAGGCAUCACCUACCUCCGUGUCCGCCAUCCGCUCGCAGAGGACCCUCGGGCCCGUGCCAGCUACAGGCUGCUGGGGCUCGUGUCCCUGCUGCACCUGGCACUGGCCGCGGGCCUGCAGCUCUACGGCUUCCGGCAGAGGCAGCGCGCCCAGAGGGAGUGGAGGCCGCAGCGUGGCCUGUCCCACCGCAGGAGCUACGCAGAGAGAGCAGUUUCCAGAACCUCGCUGUGCACCCUGUGCCUGGAGGAGCGCAGGUACUCGACGGCCACGCCCUGCGGUCACCUGUUUUGCUGGGGCUGCAUCACCCACUGGGCCGACACCAAGAUGGAGUGUCCCCUCUGCAGGGAGAAGUUCCUCCCCCAGAAGCUGGUCUACCUGCGGCACUACCGCUGACCCGACGGAGGGAGGAACCCAGGAGUCUUUCCUGAUGUCAGGAGGAAGUUUAUUCUCAAGGUUGACAAGUUGACUGUACUUGCACAGAAAUCAUGAAAUUCUCAAGUCUUUUAUUCUUUGUCACAGAAGAUACUGUGCCAGCCGCCGGGGAGGACAGGCGCUGGACCUGGACCUGGCCGUGAAAUGGCUUCAGGGCAGGUUGGGCAGGGCCUGCAA